AUGCUACUCGAAGUUGAUCGAGUAAUUCAUUGUCAGUGGUCGGUGAACUUCAACCUUGCAGUUGAGUCGUUCGAGAAGCACAUCCAAGGCGUCCGCCACCUCGUCGACUUUAGCCUGUCCGCCCAGAAGAAGGUUCCAAUUAUUUUCGUAUCAAGCGUGCUGUCCACGAUUGGCAAGACGGGUUCUGAGAGACAAAGCGACCUCGCAAGGCCGACUACCGGCUACGGACGCAGCAAACUUGUCGGGGAGUUGAUUCUCAAAGCCGCGGCAGACAAGUGUGGCAUGCCGGCGGCUGUCGUCCGCGUCGGCCAGAUCGCGGGUCAAGAAGUAACCACAUCUGGCAACAGCGUAUGGAAUCAGCAUGACUGGCUGCCGAGCAUCAUUGGUUCUUCGGUCAAGGCCCUUGGGCUUUUCCCCCGCGACUUGGGCGUCAUGAAUGGUAUCAGGUGGCUUCCUAUCGACCGCGUCGCCCGGUUAGUCUUGGACAUUGCCGGCAUCUCGGAGCCGGUUCCUGUGUCGCGGAUUACCGGAUGCUUUUACGGCAUCAACCCUCACAAAACGUUGUGGGGUGCAUUGGCACCCGAAGUCGCAGCCCUUUACGGCGAUCGAAUCAAAGCGCUCGUUGAUUGGGAACAGUGGCUCGAGGCCCUUGAGAAGAGUUCGACGGAUGACAUCGAAAGCAACCCAGCCUUCAAAUUACUUGACUUUUUGAAGCACUCAAUGGUUGAGGCUGGUGAUGUCGAAGACCAGUUGGCCACUCUUACUUCGGGUGACUUGGAAAGAACUAUGGAUUUGAGCAGGACUUUGAAGGAAACUCGGGCUAUAUCCACGGAGCUGAUGGUCAAGUGGUGUGGUGAAUGGGACUAUUGA
Molecule: messenger RNA, 870 nt
Organism: Colletotrichum truncatum
Lineage: Eukaryota; Fungi; Ascomycota; Sordariomycetes; Glomerellales; Glomerellaceae
Product: nonribosomal peptide
Source: RefSeq, a predicted model, not a curated record